AUGGAAGGCGUCGGCGACAAUGCGGGGACGCCUGGCAGCGGACUGCCGGGCCCGGCACAACCUCCGCACGCCCCUCCAGCUGGAGAGGGCGCUGUGGGUGCCAACUCGGGCUCAGGCGGAGGCGCCGGUGAAGCGCGUGGCGAGCGCACGUCUUCUGGCGGCGUCAAUCAAGUUGAUGGCGACGUCGAGAUGCCCAGCGCUAACGGCAAGGAUGAUCCCUCGCACAGCAAGACGCCGUCGGAGGCGUCCGACAAUAACAGCGACGAACACAGUGGGCGCAUCCUGAAGACCGAGGGCGACACGAUGGAAGAGCGCCUGGCAGCCAAGCAACGCAGCAUUCCUGGGCGCGUCCUGUCCGUGGUCGAGACGCUCAACAUGCCUGCGGGUAGCGGCCUUCCGGCGAGACGCAAUCCUGCGCCAUCAUCCAGUCCGGGCAUGACCGCAAGCUGGGAGGCACCGAGUGGGUAUGCACCGGAUGGCGCGUUUCGGCUUGUUGGGGUUCCUGCUCACAUGCGUCACCUCGAAGAUGACCGCUACAUGCGUGACGGAUACGCUGGUCUCGAAGUGCUCACCACGAUGGAAUGCUUCUCAGCGACGGACCUGGUGGACCUGAACGAGCUGGUGGGCGAGGCCGAGGACGUGAACGUGAACGAGUUCUUCCUUCGACCUCGCACCGGGCCACCACCCAGUCCGACCGAGUUGGAGGCGCUGCUCGACUCCGUCCAGAUGCGUCGUGAGCUAGCAUCAAUCUUGUCGGCGACCGGGUCGUCCACGAUCGAGAAGCUGUUGACCGCCCAGAAGGAGAGCUCCCAGUUCGAGACUCACGUCACGCGGCUGCAGGGACAAUGGAGAGCUGUCUUCAAUGACCUCAAAGAGACGAAAGAGGCAACAGCGGCACGGUACCGGGCGUACUUCAAGAAACUCAUGGCGGAACACGAGGUCGAGAAACAAACGCUACGAGACCGAAUCGCUGGCUUGGCGUUCAAGCUCAAAACAUCCAGUACGUGGGUCGAGUCCCUCGAGUCUCAGGUCUUCAACGUCGACCGCAUGAUGAACUUCCUUAGCAGGAACCAGACUAAGGUGACUGGCAACUGGAAGCGUCUGGAGGAGUUGUUCAAGCACCACCGAUCCGGUACCACGCCCCCCACCGAAUGGCAGACUCUGAUCUCAGUCACCUCUGCAGAUGACGCAUUCACCGAUCCCGGGCCGUUCGAGUUCCGACACGACGGCGACACCGACACGGAAGAGAAGGGCGAUGACGGGUCUGAAUCGAGUGAGGGCGGCACAGGGUCGCGGGGCAAGCGCGUCACUAUCGUGGAUGUCACAGGCGGGGCUCCACCCGGCAAGACUUCCUCGUCAGAACGUCAAUCCAGUGGCGGCAAGCGUCGUCACAAGGCGGUGGCUCGGGUCGUGAAUCACCCCAUAACCUGGGAUCCCAACGAGGAAGAUGCGCGCCCCAUGGGCCAAGAAUAUCCAGUCGAUGAAAACCUUGCAUGCGCUUCACUCGCCGGGCUUCCCGUUGUGUGGCGCAAGCUUCGGACGGAUCUUCAGCUGGCCAUGCGGACUGGAUUGACGUACUCGGAAGCCACGACUCUGUUGAACAGUGACGAAAUGGCCCAUCACCUGUUCCAUCCUUACGAUCUGUCCUGCAUGCUGGCUCAGAUGAUGUACUGGAACCAACUGGACAAGGCCUAUUGGACAACUUACGUGCCAGAACGAUACUUCCUUCGCGCGGAGAGCAUACUGGACCGCUACGUACAGGAUGGCCUCGAACCGGAUCGGUGGCCCGACCAGAUGGACCCCACACAAGAUGACAGUGAGCUGCUUUUGGACGAGGACGAAGAGGACGUUGACAAAGAGGAUCGUGACGGCAACCGGGAACCCAGCGAGGAGGCUCAAGCCAAGAUCGGCCGGAUGGAAGCUCGUGAGGCAGCAGCGCAACAGGAUGUCGCGGAGCCACCACUGGAUCUGGCAAGAAACGCAAGAAGUGAUGAACGCAAGAAGUCUCCACUCGCUCGCAAGGAGAUGAAAGAUCUGACUCCUGAAGAGCUGACCCUGAUCGAGGAACCGGGUCGAGGCAUCACUUCGUGGCGCCACAAGGGCAUCCUGACCACUUUUGCACCCAGCGAUGGACCCGGAGGUUACCCGAAGGUGACCCGAGAGUGA
Molecule: messenger RNA, 2166 nt
Organism: Phytophthora sojae
Lineage: Eukaryota; Oomycota; Peronosporomycetes; Peronosporales; Peronosporaceae
Exons: 4
Coding region: 1-2166 (721 amino acids)
Source: RefSeq, a predicted model, not a curated record